UGCGAUCGAUAUUUGCGAGAUUUCUCCUCUACAAUUCUAACAAUGGCCAGAUAUAACGACGGCAUUACUCGGUGAUCAAUCUACAAGAUGGCGACGUCUCAGAAACUGGAGGAACAUUUCCUCACAUGCACCAUAUGUACAGAGGUGUUUGACAAUCCAUGCACCCUUGUUUGUUAUCACACAUUCUGUCGGAAAUGUGUCGUCAACUACACCAAAACCAAACCGGAAGCUAUCAAUGUCAAGUCUCUGCUGUGUCCUUUCUGCAGCAAGAUGACGAAAGUGAGUGCCCCUGAGAGACCAAUAGAUGAGUGGGCGGAUGACGUCAAACCGAGCUUUGUCAUCCAGGGGCUGCUGGACACUUUUGGCCCCGGAUGUAAAGAUACGAAGAAAUGCACAUGCUGUAAUCGUGAAGGGGAGACAACUCCAGCGACUGUGUGGUGCUCGGAAUGCGAUGACGCUAUGUGUGACGUAUGUGCUAGGGCACACAGUCGCAUCUCAUCCACUCGUCAUCACGACACAACUGACUUGACUAGUGAGGCCAUUAUCCCCAGGAAACGAAACAUCAAGUGCAAAGAACACAAGGAUGAAAACAUCAAAUUCCUGUGCAAAGAUUGCAAGAAAGUCACCUGUCACACCUGUUGUGUUAUCUAUCACAGGAAAUGUGAAUCAGUCGUCACACUGGAGUCGGAAUUACCUGCAUUAAAGUCCCAGCUGUUGAAUAUGAAGGAAACUAUUUCGAAGAAGCAAAUCCAAAUGGAAGCAAAAGUUGAUGCUGUUAAAGUGAACGUGGUUUCUGAAACAGCUCGAUAUGCCAAAAUGGAACAUGACAUCACGUCUUUUGGUAACAACGCGAGAAAGAAGAUAACUCUCAUGGAAAAUAAACUCCUUCAUAAACUGAAAGAAGUUUCCGAAAACCACAUAGAACAACUGACAGCCGACAUAAAGUCGAGUGAAAUAUCAGUGCAUAUGUACCGACAACAGACUGAGCUGAUAGACCAGAUUUUACGAUCUGAGUGUGACAUGGACGUGUAUGAGAUGUAUCAGGGAUGUGAGGCCGGUGAUGUGGAGGUUGUUGGAGACGUGGACGUGAAGAAGAGGGGGAGGAUAGCCAGGAUCAUGUUAAUACAGAACGGAGACAUGCUGAGUAGAGCUCUGGACGAUCUACAGCUGGGUGAGAUAGAUGUCCAGUAUGACGGUAUGGUGAACUUGAAGACAACACCUAUAUCUCAAGACAACAGUAACGUGCUGAACCUGAAGGCUGCUCCUGUGUUACAGGACACCAGUAACGUGCUGGACCUGAAGCUGUUCCUGUGUCACAAGACACUGGCUGCUCCUGUGUCACAAGACCCUGGUAACGUGGUUGACCUGAAGGCUGCUCCUGUGUCACAAAACCCUGGUAACGUGGUGGACCUGAAGGCUGCUCCUGUGUCACAAAACCCUGGUAACGUGGUGGACCUGAAGGCUGCUCCUAACACCAUUAACGUUAAGGUAGAUGGAGACGAGAAAAAUGUAAAUCCUGCUGACUUAACAGUGUUGCCUGUGAAUGGUACAUACACAGUGGUUGUAACAGACUACAAGAACAACAGUGUGAAGUCCUUCUACACCAGGAACAAACAACGACGUCACAGCAAGCUCAGCCUGGGAGGUAGACCGUGGGGUAUAACAAGGCUGAAAGAUAACCAGGUGGCUGUCACCUUGCCAGGUAGCAGACAGAUUGUAGCAGUUCAAGUGAACCCUGACCUGGUGCUGCUGUCGACCAUCACAACCAGGAAGCAGUACAGGGGUGUAACGUCUCUGACACCAUCAACACUAGCAGCAGGUUCUUAUAGAUGUGUGGAUAUUCUGGACAUGGAAAGGAAAUCAUAUAUACUCCUAACGUUCUUUGUACAACAAGAACAGGAAACAUCCUUGUGUCGGAUGGCGGUUCCGGGCGUGUCCUGUGCCUAA
Molecule: messenger RNA, 1947 nt
Organism: Haliotis rubra (blacklip abalone)
Lineage: Eukaryota; Metazoa; Mollusca; Gastropoda; Lepetellida; Haliotidae
Product: E3 ubiquitin/ISG15 ligase TRIM25-like
Exons: 6
Coding region: 88-1947 (619 amino acids)
Molecular function (GO): zinc ion binding
Source: RefSeq, a predicted model, not a curated record